CUCAGCACUCUAAUUUAUCCCUCCCGAGCUCCCGACCACCGCUCGAGCAGGUCUCGUGCUCCACUCUUUCUCUCCUUCACUCCUCCUUCGCUCGUCAUGCCCGUGCAUCUCGUCUCUGAGUCGCUCGGUGGCAUUCCGAACCCGACCCUGGUCCUCGCUGCGCUAGGCGGCAUCACCGCCUACGGCCUGAAGAUUGCGACCGGCGGGCGCAAGUCUAUCUGGGAGCGCGAGUGGGCCGGCAAGCUUAUCAUGGUCGUUGCGCCGCCAGAACCCACGACCUUCGCGCUCCUCCAUGCCCUCCUGCAUCUUCCCUCGCCCCCGCAGAUCCUGUAUCUUCCACCACUGCCCAGCCCGCUCCCCGCCUCUUUGCUCACAAUUCUGCACACACUCAAAAUCGCGUCUACAAACCCCGCAGCUCAGCUGCACUGCGAGCCGCUCCCGCCGACCGUGAGCGGCGUGAGGGACUUUGUGCGCAAAUGGUCGAGCCCGCACAAGGGCACGACCGGAGAGGAGGGGCGGCGCGUCGACGCUAUCGUGCUCGGCGGAGGAUGGGAGUGUUCCGCCACACCCUUCACGGACAAUGAGCGUGCCGCGCUACUUCAGGAAGGAGACGGGGAAAAAAAGUGGACAGUACACCAGCACCACUUCCACCUCGUCACAUCGCUCCUUCCCUCGCUGCUCAAGGCUCCCGCUGAACGCGACGUGCGUAUCGUCUCUCUUGUUUCUCCAGCGUACUCUGCCGCCAUUCCGCGCCUCGAGAAGCAGCUCGCCGACCCCUCGUCAACAGGCAAGGAGCCGGGCCCGCUCGAGCGCGCCGGCGCCGACGGCCUCACGACCUUCUUCAUGAAUGCGCACUUCCGGCUGAUUCUCGAUGCCCUCGCCUCAGCGUCGUAUUCCCAGCGCGCGGCGCCCGAUCCGUCUGUGCCUGUUCCGGAGAUGAAGAAGGUUGAGGUCACAAGUAACAUCAAGGCGCUCUCGGUCGUCAUGCCGUGGGCGCGGGACGAGGUUGUGCGGCCCAUUCUUGGGAUCUGGGGAUGGGGUUGGUUGUGGCUGCUCAUCUAUCCUUUGGUGCUGCUGUUCACGCCUGGGCCCGGGAUGGCUGUGCAGUCCGUCUUGCACGCGCUGAGUGCGCCGGUGCUCUAUGACGAGGACAGGAAGACUCUGUCAAAGGGGACUGGCGAGAAUGAGAAGACGGAAGGGGAGAAGUCUGAGAAGAAGGAGGGGGGGAGGAGGAAGGCUGAGGACGACCCCCGCCGCGCCGGGAUUCGCCAGGGUGACACUGUUCGCGACUGUGCUGUUAUCGAGUAAGCAAGCUCCCUUAUCAUUACUGACACACCAGCCUCCCACCCGUGCUGCAGAACCGUGAGAUCGCACGUGGGACGUAUGAUCGCAUCGAGGGGGAAGUCGAAGCUGGCGUUCGCGCAUAUGAGGAGGCUGUGAAGAAGGCCGCCGAGGUGACUCCGAAGCGCGACACCAAGGUCAAGUUUGCGGACAACUCCGAAGAAUCUAUUCGCCCCACCGAAGCCAAAGACGCCGCCGAGGCCACCACAAGCGCAUAGACACAUAGAUGGCACGCAUAAUGUACAUUGUCACACACGCAUUAGAUUGGGGUAUAACUCUCAAAAGGCGGGUGGUCCAGUCUCGAUCGCGAGCGCAGGGCUAGAUGGCUCGACAGCGCGGCCGCCCCCAAUCGCGCUCCACUCCCACGUCUUCCACACGUCUCCCUUGACCUCGCGUUCACGCACAAGGACGUUGGC
Cutaneotrichosporon oleaginosum is the source of this 1757-nucleotide messenger RNA. RefSeq lists its product as uncharacterized. The record is from RefSeq and is a predicted model, not a curated record. Lineage: Eukaryota; Fungi; Basidiomycota; Tremellomycetes; Trichosporonales; Trichosporonaceae.